AUGUUCAGCGUGAUACCAGUCACAUUGAGAAACGGCCAGUCCGCGACAAUCGUGCCGUUUGAGUCUAUAAACCAGGUUCCAAAAUCCUUGGUUGAUAAGCUGCACAAGGAAUACAACUACGAAGUCGAGCAAGGAAACACUUUGGCCCAAAUCGAGCCUCUUACAGAACAGGAAUUUUUGGAUUACUACUGCCCCAAAUUCCUUGCAAUCAUGCUCCAAGGGGAAUUCGAGUCCACUUCUCACGCUAUCGAGCUAGCAAAAGAAACCGAUCUCGGUGAAAAGUUCCUGGGGUCGUAUUACAUAAAACCAAAUUACCCGGGGAGAUCGUCGCAUAACUGCAAUGCAGGGUUUCUCGUUUCCAGCAAGCACAGAGGAAUGGGAAUCGGCAAACUUCUUGGGAAAAGCUACCUAGAGUAUGCACCGAAACUAGGCUACCGUUACAGCGUGUUCAACCUUGUCUAUGAAACAAACAAGGCCAGCUCGCGAAUUUGGGACAACCUUGGAUUUGAGAGGAUUGGACGGGUGCCGGGUGCCGGCUACUUGAAAGACCACGGCUACGUGGACGCUAUUGUCUUUGGCUACGAUUUCACCAAGGGCAAGGAGAUUUGA
Molecule: messenger RNA, 609 nt
Organism: Ogataea parapolymorpha DL-1
Lineage: Eukaryota; Fungi; Ascomycota; Pichiomycetes; Pichiales; Pichiaceae
Product: putative histone acetyltransferase Spt10
Exons: 1
Coding region: 1-609 (202 amino acids)
Molecular function (GO): acyltransferase activity, transferring groups other than amino-acyl groups
Source: RefSeq, a predicted model, not a curated record